Choloepus didactylus (southern two-toed sloth) is the source of this 1388-nucleotide messenger RNA. RefSeq names its product fibroblast growth factor 13 (gene FGF13). NCBI's taxonomy places the organism in Eukaryota, Metazoa, Chordata, Mammalia, Pilosa, Megalonychidae. Gene Ontology annotation, molecular function: growth factor activity; fibroblast growth factor receptor binding. Gene Ontology annotation, cellular component: cytoplasm. The record is from RefSeq and is a predicted model, not a curated record. Gene Ontology annotation, biological process: positive regulation of protein phosphorylation; cell differentiation; positive regulation of cell population proliferation.
AUGGCGGCGGCUAUCGCCAGCUCGCAUCGGCAGAAAAGACAAACCCGCGAGCGUGAGAAAUCCAACGCCUGCAAGUGUGUCAGCAGCCCCAGUAAAGGCAAGACAAAAACAAGUGUCUUUUCCCGGGUCAAACUCUUCGGCUCCAAGAAACGGCGCAGGAGAAGACCAGAGUCUCAGCUGAAGGGUAUAGUUACCAGACUCUACAGCCGACAAGGCUACCACUUGCAGCUGCAGGCAGAUGGAACUAUUGAUGGCACCAAAGACAAGGACACCACUUACAGUCUGUUUAACCUCAUCCCUGUAGGUCUUCAAGUGGUGGCUAUUCAAGGUGUUCAAACCAAGCUGUAUUUGGCGAUGAACAGUGAGGGAUGUUUGUACACCUCGGAACAUUUCACACCUGAGUGCAAAUUCAAAGAAUCAUUGUUUGAGAAUUAUUAUGUGACAUAUUCGUCAAUGAUAUACCGGCAGCAGCAGUCGGGCUGAGGAUGGUAUCUGGGGCUGAACAAAGAAGGCGAGAUUAUGAAAGGCAACCACGUGAAGAACAAGCCAGCAGCCCACUUCCUGCCCAAACCACUGAAAGUGGCCAUGUACAAGGAGCCGUCACUGCACGAUCUCACGGAGUUCUCCAGAUCUGGAAGUGGGACCCCAACCAAGAGCAGAAGCGUCUCCAGCGUGCUGAAUGGGGGCAAAUCCAUGAGCCACAAUGAAUCAACGUAGCCAGUGAGGGCAAGACAAGGGCUCUGUAACAGAACCUUACCUCCAGAUUUGAAGUAUCACGGUCACCAUCUCAUGCUGUACUUUGUGCGUAGAAAUUGAGUUGUAUUGUCAACCCCAGUCAGUAAAGAUAACUUAAAAAAAAGAUUAUCCUCAAGUGUAGAUUUCUCUUAAUUCCAUUGUGUAUCAUGUUUAACUGUCGUCGUGACUUCUUGUGUAAAGACAGGAGCUGUGGAACCGUGAUGUUGUCUUUUGUGUUGUUCACUAAGGAAUGUCUUAUCUGUAUAUGUAUGAGUCCUCCUGUCAUUCUAUUUGGCACGUGAAUAUUGUGUACAAGGAAAUGUUAAGACUGGUUACCCCUAAACAACAUAUACUUAUACCUGCUACUGGAAAAGUGUUUAAGACUUAGCUAGGUUUCCAUUUAGAUCUUCAUAUCUGUUGCAUGCAAGAAAGUUGGAAUUUUGGCAUAGAAUUGCAUGAUAUGUAAGAUUUUGUGCAUUAAUAGUUGUUAAAAUCUGUGUUCCAAAAGUGGACAUAGCACGUACAGGCAGCUUUCUGUCCUGUGCACAAAAAGUAAAAAAAAAAAAAAGUUGUUUAAUAUUUGUUGUUGUAUACCCAAAUAUGCACCGAAUAAACUCUUUAUAUUCAUUCAAAUAAAAAUCCUUCAGCAUGUA